CCUUGUCACACAAUCAACGUACAUUAGAGAGUAAAAGAGAGAGAAUAAUAUUAUUUGCUUCAAAUACUACGUUUCUAAAACAUCUAUGCUUAAUUGAAGUGUCAGAUUUGAAAUGAAAUUUUGAAUACCAAUUUCAUUCAUGAUAGUUUUAUUAACAAUUUUACCAAGAUUGUGAAUAACUAUGGAGGAUUUCGAUGUGUUUACAAAUGAGAUUAACUUUACAAAGCCUCUAUUCAAGAACAUACUAAACAAAUAUGUUUAUGAAGCGCCUCCUACACCUAACGGACCUAACUACCAGAGCGGUAGGAAACUUAUGGCUGAAGAAUGUCUGGCGGUGAACGAUGACGUCGGCUGUGCAUUCCAUUUGAGUGAGGCAUCAGCAGCCUCUUUGAGGGCCAUGGCAGUGUACAGAGAUGAGCAGUCUAAGUCUGCUGCUGAUAAACUGUACAAAAUCAAAAGCUACAUAAAGCCUGUGCAGGAUUUGGUUGAUGCACAUCCUGUACCAAAAACAGAAGCAAAGCUUUUAAACUUGUUGUCAGAUGGCACAGAUAUCAGCAGAGAUCUAGAAAAGUUCUCAAUCAAGGAUGAGGAGCCGUUCUAUAGGACAUACCUGAAAUUCUCUAAAGAGAAUAAUGUUGACAACUUUCAGAAGAUACUGAAAGAAUUUCCUAAAGAAUGGACAGUGGUACAACUGACUGUACCAUACAACCCUAAUGAAAACUUGAAGCCAUUGAAUGAGUAUCGGACGGAUGUGACCUCUUUAUUCCUUUGCACAUACACCAACGACUACCAGGAUGACAGCGUGAUACCACCCAUCACUGUGCAUAUACCUGCUAAUAUUACAAAAGAAGGAGAAAAGCCACUGUUCACUGAGCUGUACUCCCUGUUGGACGAGAACUACAAAACGAUUGAUAACGCACAGUUCUUGAACAAUAAGCGCUUAGUACAGAACUACUGGAGCCGGCGGGAGGAUAUUGAUCUUCGUAUGAAGAGUGUAAUAAACGUGAUGGAUAAGGAGUGGCUCGGCGGGUGGGGUUGUUUGCUAACCGGCAAGCUGAUAGACAAGACUUUGAAGGAGAAAGUCAUUAAAUUAGUUGACACCACCAUCUCAGACUGGGGAUUCAUCCGGCUCACUCAAAAACAAAGAGUCCUACUCUACAAUCUAAUAGAAAGUUGUCCAGUGUUGCAAUCGCAACAAAUAAAAACUUGUAUCAGAAGGAUAUUAACUGAGUAUGGCAAUUCAGAAGAUGUGAGACAAGUUUUAAACCCGGAAUGCGGAAGUUGCACCAAAGAGUUUAAGUUUUUAAAUGAGUUGUGUUUGAAAUGCUUGUCAAAAAGUUUUGAGAAGUUACAUCAUUUUAGCUUAGUCGAUGGUAUAAGGGCGUUUUCUCAAGCUGUGAUGCAAAUUAAGGAUAAUGAUGAAUUGAAAAAGGCUAAAAGGCAUCCUGUUAUACUUAUUGUAGAUGAGAUGCUAGACACAUUCCCUUGGGAGACUUUACCCAUACUGAACCAACACCCUGUAUCGCGCAUGGAAAACAUACACUUUCUGUACUACCUGUAUAAAAUACACGAGAAGAAAAUUUGUGAUGGAUACUUCAAUGCGAAAUGUGAUGUUGGAAGAUAUGUUAUAAAUCCAGAGAAGAACUUGGACCGCAUGGAGAACAGAAUGACCUCGUUCGUGCAGUACUGGUGUCCUGCGUGGAGCGGCCACGUGGGCGAACUGCCCUCGCCUAACGACUUCAUAUCGCAUCUCACGCAGGCUGAUAUAUUCUUGUACUGCGGGCACGGUGACGGCUGCCAGCUGGGCGCCGGCGGAGUGGAGCGAGCGAGGGGCGGCGCGCUGUGCGUACUGGCGGGCUGCGGGUCUGUGCGGGAGGCCGCGCCCGCGCCGCGAGCGCCGCCCGCCGCCGCGCACCACAUGCUGCACAUAGCGGGCUGCCCCAUGGUAGUGGGUAUGCUGUGGGAAGUCACAGAUCUGGAAGUGGACAAAGUGAUCAGUACGCUGUUAUCCCUGUUCGUGCCUUCUGAAGCGCCCGUCGCGUGGGCUAACGUGGGCAAAGCUAAGUGGAGUCAUGGCGUAUUAGACACAUCAGUAGAACAGAAGUCGCCAGUAACACCGGAGCGGUCGUUGCUGCGAGCUAUCUGUCAGGCGCGGGGCUCAACGGGCUAUAUCAUGAUCGCCAGCAGUGUGGUAGCAAGGGGGCUGCCGGUUAAAGGAAUAUGAACUUUGUGAUGUAACAAAUAGAGGACAAUUCUAUUUGUUACUAGUAUGUAGAUGUUUGGUCGCUGGAAGGACUGCCUGCCUGUUGGAUGUGGACCUUACUACUUAGGUAAUACAGUGUGAUUUACUUUGUUACUUGUUACAAUUUUGUGGAACCUGACAGUAAAGAAAUUUGCUUUAAAGUUACUGGUAUGUUUGUAAUUUCCUACAUCUAGACACUUUCGAUUUUGCCUUUCUGCCAACUUCAAAAUCAGAUCAUGUAAUUUCCUUCCAAAUCAGUGGAACAUAUGAACAAAUACUUUUUUUGUGAAUAAUAUAAGUAAGGUACGUGUAGUGCUAUUAUUUGUAAUGUAGGACUGUAAAUAUAGAUCUAAUCACAUUUGUGUAAAUAGGCAAAAUAAAUGAAACAUUGUUUCGAUGAA
Molecule: messenger RNA, 2643 nt
Organism: Trichoplusia ni (cabbage looper)
Lineage: Eukaryota; Metazoa; Arthropoda; Insecta; Lepidoptera; Noctuidae
Product: separin-like
Exons: 14
Coding region: 182-2224 (680 amino acids)
Biological process (GO): meiotic chromosome separation; proteolysis
Cellular component (GO): cytoplasm; mitotic spindle; nucleus
Molecular function (GO): cysteine-type endopeptidase activity
Source: RefSeq, a predicted model, not a curated record